GUCAAAGCUCGUGCCAAUUUUCUCGUGCCAGACAGAUAGUCGUCGCUAGCAGCGGGCAGGCGACAUCCGAGCACAAACAAAAAGGUAAAGUUCUUGAUGGUGCUUUCUCUCCUGAACUAUUGGAUCUGUUACAGUUAUAAACGUUUGUAGUAUUUUCACUUAGAGAGGAUUCUUGUUUAUAGCACAAUCUUCAUUUAACACUAGCAGUAUGGCUGGUUUCUUAUAAGGAUUUUUCUGUCAAAGGCUGACAGUUUUCUAAGGACGAACACUCAUCGCGUUCUAACUGAGUGGACUCGUGCGGUGGUCGCCCGACUUGCGCGUGCGGCAACGUUCAGUCUGUUCACACGGCUUUCCUUCUAUUUACGCAUGAUCUUUCAAUCUGAUCCAACAUUUAAAGAUCACACUUUUCAAAAUAUUUUAAUAUGAACUUCGCAGAUUAGUGUACUAAUAUUUUGAUUCCGAAUAUGAGGUCAGUUGAAACUUCGUAUGUUAACCCAGAAAACAUUGAGGCUCAUUUAAUACGGUAUCUUCCAUUAAACUCACUGGUAACUUGAUAUGUUUUCUGUACAUUCUGCACUUUAAAGGUGUCACAUUAAAAGCAAUCCUAUAUUACAAACUGUAACUAUUUCUAGAUACUGAGAGAGUUGUCCAGGAGUGCAUCACUAUCGGACAAUGGCAACCAUAUCGUUGGAAUCGUUUUUUUUACACCUAAUUGAUAGGGUGGAGAAAAUGCACUUGCAAAUGAACAAGCAAAAAAGCAUCAGAGAGGAGAUUAAGACGCUUGAAUUUUGGAGAUCCAUAAUAGCAGAAUGUUUAGCAAGCUUCUUCUAUGUCUUUCUUUUGUGUGGAGCUCACAUUACUUGGCCAGGUCACGAUCCCAGCAACUUGACCAUCAAGGCCUUGACCAGUGGUCUAACAAUGGCUACUCUGACUCAGUGUUUCAGUCAUAUCUCUGGUGCACAUGUGAACCCUGCUGUGACUUUUACCAUGUUUGUGACCAGGAAAAUAUCAUCUCUCAGGGCUAGUCUGUAUGCGGUAGCUCAGUGUGGUGGAGCCAUUGCUGGAGCAGCUCUCCUUUACGGGGUUACAAUUCCUGGACACCAAGGUACUCUGGGCAGUACUUUGGUCCAUGAUGACCUAGGACCGUGGCAAGCUUUUGGAAUCGAAUUCGUCUUGACGUUUGUAGUGGUAUUUACAGUAUUUGCUACACAGGAUCCCAACAGAAGGUCUUUAGGAAGUGAUGCACUGGCUGUAGGUAUUGGCUACCUGGCCACAUCUUUUACUGGGAUACCAGCCACAGGAGCGUCGUUAAAUCCGGCUCGUUCGCUAGGCCCAGCUUUUGUAAUGAACAAAUGGCCUCAUCACUGGGUAGGUGUUUUCUUUUAUGAUGUAGAAGUUAACUCUUCGUCAAGAACUCAU
This is a messenger RNA of Limulus polyphemus (Atlantic horseshoe crab), 1419 nucleotides long. RefSeq names its product neurogenic protein big brain-like. The annotation marks the transcript as partial. Gene Ontology annotation, biological process: transmembrane transport. Gene Ontology annotation, molecular function: water channel activity. Lineage: Eukaryota; Metazoa; Arthropoda; Merostomata; Xiphosura; Limulidae. Gene Ontology annotation, cellular component: plasma membrane. The transcript is spliced from 3 exons. The record is from RefSeq and is a predicted model, not a curated record.